GUCCUCUCCCCGUCUCUACCCUCUGCUACCGGUCUGCAUCGGCUCUGUUUGGACACUGCAGCUCAGUACGCGAGACGAAGACCCGUACUGUGUUUCCUGCAUGUUGAUGUCGGCCCGCUCAGAGGAUGGAUGCUGUGGAUCCGAGGCAGACGUGAGCGCAGCGUCCCUCCUCUCCGCCGCAUAGCUGCCUGGCGCCGGGCACACAGCAGCACGGCCCGCGCCACCGGAAUGCGGGGAUUUAACCUUUAAUUCCACCAGUGAGCCGGAAAGGUUUCUCUUUGCCAGGAGGUGAUGUGAGCUGGCGCCGCAGAGAGCUGUUCGUGUGCCCGCGGUGCUGAUGCGGCUCUAACGGGGAAGCGAGCAUGGCUGCCGGGAAGUUGCUGCUCUACGCCGGGCUCUCUCUCUCUCUGUGCGCCCUGGGCAUGCUGGCGGUGGCUCUGUGCUCCGACCACUGGUACGAGACGGACGCCCGGAGGUACCGGGAGCGGUGCCGAAGCUUCUCCAGCCGCCGCAAGGACCCGGGCUUCAUCUACAUCCCCAACAAGAGCCUGCCGCUGCGGGCCGCCAGGAGCGGCGGCGGCGGCCCGCAGCGCCGGGAGGAGAAGCUGCUGCUGGCCCGCAGCCGGCGGCAGUUGUUCGCCAUGAGCGCCGCGGAUGAGUGCAGCCGGCGGUAUAACUCUACCAACAUGGGGCUGUGGAGGAAAUGCCAUCGGCUCGGCUUCGACCAAGGCAUCGAGGACCUCAUCCGUAAAGGUUCCAUUGCGAGAUGUUCCAACAUUAAGUAUCACUACUCCUCUGCUACGUUAACCAAAAACUUCUCCUUCAACAUCAUCAAGACAAUAAAGCAGGAUGAGUGGCACUCCCUCCACUUGAGGCGUAUGACGGCAGGUUUCAUGGGCAUGGCGGUGGCCAUCAUCCUGUUCGGCUGGAUCAUCGGCGUGCUCGGCUGCUGCUGGGACCGCGGACUCAUGCAGUAUGUUGCCGGCCUCCUCUUCCUUAUGGGAGGAACCUUCUGCAUCAUCUCGCUCUGCACCUGUGUUGCCGGCAUCAACUUCGAGCUGUCACGUUACCCCCGUGACCUCUACGGCCUGACGGACGACAUCGGCCACGGCUACGGCUGGUCCAUGUUCUGCGCCUGGGGAGGACUCGGCCUCACGCUCAUCGCGGGCUUCUUCUGCACCCUGGCUCCCUCCGUCCAGCCGGUAGCCCAGUCCACCUGUCCCAAGUCCCGACAGGAGAACGGCACCGUCUGCUGAAGCUGAAGCCGACCGACUGAAAACCAACGAGAGUGAUAAAGAAAAAGAAAAAGAUGUUCCUUGUUUCCAUCCGUCCGCUCAUCUCAAAGUCUCUCCGGGACACGGAUUUCUCUUUUUUAUUUGUGUGUGUGUGUGUGUGAGAUGAUGAUGAUCUGGUAUCUUGAAAAAAAGAAAUAUGAUCAAAAAAUGUGAAGUUCUGUUUGUUUUAUUGUUGCGGAGCAGAUGAGGAAAUAGACCAUGUCCAGAGAAAGUUUGGAGGUAAUACUUCAAGAGAAGUCACUGGAAGACAUUGGAGAUGGACAACGGUGUUCAGACUGGGAAUUGCUUCCAUUACAUGGUUCACUGGCAUUUUGGAGAACUCAAUGAGGAGAACUCAGCAGUGAUGGAGGGAAACGUGGUUCCUCUGAGCCUUCUGUGGGAUCAUUCACGAGGGAAUGGACCUGAUGUGAAACCGUGUCUGGUCUGGGGUCAGGUUCUGUGGCCAUCUGCUAACUUUCAGUUAUCCAGCUUUAGGGGUAGGACAUGGAGAGGUGAGGAGAUCCAGGACCUUCACAGAAGGGACAAACGGGAACUUUUAUGUUGGGCCAUUUACAUUUUGGUCUGAUGAUCCCAUCUGCCAUUUAAGAUUUGAUACAUGCGUUCCUCUUUCAUUCAAAGUGUAUUUUCCUUUUUACUGAAACCGUCAUGUGGUGAAAGAAAUGUCAACCAAGUGUACGUUCAGGGCAAAGUGUGUGUUCCAUUUCUUCCCCUUCUAGUCAUAGAGGUGUGUGUGCGUCUGUGUGUGUGUGUGUGUGUGUGUUCACCAACAGCCGAGACCUGGCAGGGGCUGCAUUCUCUGAGAGUACAUAAUCAAGGGGUAAGUCAAGGGUUAAAAAGAGGUCAACUCAAGCCGCGUUCACACCAAAAGCGUAUUGCGAAUAUUCUCAACGCUUUACGAGUGUGAGUUUACUCGCAUGAGGGGCGGGGCUUAUUUCUGUGUCUUUACUCCGUGGAAACAGUUAUCAUUUCCUUCAUCCAGCACAGAAGAAAUAACCACUAGUUCUGCUUUAUUCUUGUUGAGGACCUCCAGCCCCAUUAGAGCAGCAGUUAGAUUCACCAACGGCGGAGCGUCUCAACACUGACCAACAGCGAAUAUUCGCAACUCGGCGAAAAUUUGCAUCAAACAGGCUACUCGAUGAAAAUGUGCGUCAUUCGUAACCAGUCGCGUCUGUACGUUAACUUUGCUUAUGGGAUCUACUCGCGAGAACAAUUUGCAACGCUUUUGGUGUGAACGAAGCUUCACAGUCUCAAUGUGCAUCGACUGAAGAACUAGAGUUAAGUGCUCAAUUCUCAAGGCUUCAGACACCAAUCAUAAGUCAAAACACACAUGAGCAUGGGAUUAAAUAUCCCUAUUCACAGUAGGGGAGAUGAUCAUAAUGAAAUACGAAAAGGUUGAUAUGUGGACCGAGAUCAUUUAUAAAAAAUAAUGCUGAAAAAGCCUCAAACAAAAGCGCAUCGAUGUGGAUGUCGCCUAAUUCAGUGGUUUUAAUAAUUUUAUUGUUAUCUAGCGACAACUGAUAAUCAGAACUUCAAUUUCUCAUUAUCUGGGGAUAAUUCUGUUCUAUCCAUGCGUGUUUCAUUCAUUCCUCUGAGCCUUCAAACAGACGAGAGCAUAAGUGACAGGUAAUAAACUGAGUAUAUAUUAAAUUAAAUUCAGUUUAUUUUGUAUAGCCCAAAAUCACAAAUGACAAACUCCCCCCAGAGGGCUUUACAAUCUGCACACAUAAGAUCCCUGACCUUUGACCUCACAUUGCUUCAGGAACCACUGACCUCUCCCAAAAAACUUUUUAACAGCGGGAGAAAAAGUGAAGAAACCUUCAGAAGCAACAGAGGAGGAUCUGUCAGGAUAAACAGAACUGCAAUGCCAACACAUAUAAUAACAUAAUCUCAACAGUUCUAAAGCCUGAGAUAAAGAUGAGCAUCACAAUAUACAAAGGGUGAAAGGUGAAAUGUGUGUGUCUGACCGCUGUGCUACAGUGCUGUGUAAUAGUUAAACGCAAGUUGGCAUUAUCAUCAAACUUGAAGUCCAUGAUUUUCUUUCAAUUGUAUAAGGAGAAUUUUAAAGUCUGGUUUUAGGUUGAAAAGAGGAUUUAAUGGGGAUGAUUCAGUGAAAAGGAAAUAUGAACCAAUGAUUUGUUUAAAAAAAGCUCAACUGUUUGAGGCUCUUUUCUAUUACAUUCUCGAUAUUUUGAUUUAAAAAUGCAGUGUUGUCAUUUUUUUAUUUUUCUAAAUGACAUUUUAUUUGUAUAUUUGUUUUAUCUUCAACGACGUGACUGACAAACAGCGAGAAGCAGCAGCAGCCUCGUGGAGCUGAAGAAUGAGAGAAUCAACCGUCAAUAAUGAUUUGAAAGAGAGACAUUUUUUUCGUCAGCCAAGAUCAAAUUGUCAGAACUCAUAAAAGCGAUCAUAAAAAGUGAUCCAUCAACCUUUAACCAUAAGUAAUGUGUCUGUUGACUAAAUAAAAUAGGAGGGGGAAAAAGAAAAUGUUUCAACUGUUGAAUGUAAAAUACCAACAAAAUAAAUCUCAUUGGUGUGUUUACUGAA
Pseudoliparis swirei is the source of this 3839-nucleotide messenger RNA. It is a transcript of the gene tmem178bb, whose product is annotated as transmembrane protein 178Bb. The coding region runs from base 363 to 1256 and encodes 297 amino acids. The transcript is spliced from 6 exons. The record is from RefSeq and is a predicted model, not a curated record. Gene Ontology annotation, cellular component: membrane. Lineage: Eukaryota; Metazoa; Chordata; Actinopteri; Perciformes; Liparidae.